AUGACCUCUCACCCUAGCGUCCUCUUCGUCUGCGUCCACAAUGCCGGCCGCUCUCAGAUGGCCGCAGGCUACCUUCGCCACCUCGCCGGCGACAAAAUCGAAGUGCUCUCGGCCGGAUCCGCCCCGAAAGACUUAAUCAACCCGCAGGUCGUGGAAGCGAUGCGGGAAGAGGGAAUCAGUCUAACAGGGCAGCAGCCCAAGAUCCUCACCGAAGACGCAGUGCGGGUCAGCGAUGUUGUUGUUACUAUGGGAUGCGGCGAUGCGUGUCCGUACUUUCCGGGAAAGCGCUAUCUGGAUUGGAAGCUUGAUGAUCGGGCAGGGCAGGGGUUGGAAGCUAUACGGCCUAUUAGGGACGAGAUUAAACGAAGGAUUGAGGGUCUUGCUGCUGAGCUUCUACAGUCUGCGUGA
Aspergillus calidoustus is the source of this 408-nucleotide messenger RNA. Lineage: Eukaryota; Fungi; Ascomycota; Eurotiomycetes; Eurotiales; Aspergillaceae. The record is from the annotation of a GenBank genome assembly.